AUGCCGGGGGGCGCCCACCUGUGGCUGUGCGCGGCCGUGCUGGGCUGCCUGGCGGCAGCGAAGCCCCUCCGGAGAGUUCUUGAAUGCCAUCCUGGUGGACAUCAGAUCCUGAAGAGCCCUUACCGAAGUGUUGAUUUUGAUUCAUCCCACCUCCAGCAGUCAGCUAUUCAGGAUUUAAUAUGCGACCAUUCUCUAGCACCGGGAUGGUAUCGCUUUAUGAUUUUUGAUAAGCCUGCUGAGAUGCCAACCAAGUGUGUGGAGAUGAAUCACUGUGGUACUCAAGCCCCUGUCUGGUUAUCUCUGAAGGAGUCAGAAUCCAUGCCUCAACCUGGUGAGAUCAAGCAGCUCACAGCCUGUGCAACAUGGAAAUUUUUCUUCAGCAUGUCCAAAGACUGCUGCCUUUUUCGAAUCCCUGUCAGUGUGAGGAACUGUGGAGAUUUCUUUGUUUACUUACUACAACCCACACAAGGAUGCAUGGGUUAUUGUGCAGAAGGUGAGGUGGCUCCUUCAACAUCUCCGUCUGUGUCACCACCACUACCAGCCAUUCCUGAGGUUGCAGCAGAGUUGAUCAAAGGAAGUAUUUACCUAAGGUGUACCUUUGGCAUUCCCUUUGCAAACAGCUCAGUUGGAUUCAUUGUGACUUGGUCAAGACUUUCUCCUGAAGGCAUCAAAGAAGAACUGAAACAUGAGAGAACAGUUCAUACAUUCUCACUCUUAGAGUUAAAUGGGAUAAACAUCAGACUUGGAGAAAGAGUUUACUGUAGCAGUUCUGCUUUCUUCAUGGAGAAGCCAAGCAUACAGAGCAGUCCAGUUGAGAGCAAGGAAUUUUUUGCUGGCAUUAAGAUACAUCCAGAAGUGUAUGAUAUAUCAGAAGAUGGCAAGGAAUACAGACUGUCAAUAGAAAGCAACAUCCCUGUUCCUUGUCCUGAAUUUAACCAGGUUGAAAGUGACUGCAGAAUAUCACUAAGAUUAAAUACUGUUGAUGAAGAUAAAGAACAACUAGGUUUAAACUUGGCUCUUUCUUCUUGUCAUGUGGAUCUUCUCCAGAAACCCUGCAGAAAUGGAAUCUGUAGUCAAGCAAUAAUUUAUUUCACUGCUGUGACAGACUUUAUACAGGACGGAGACAGAAUUACCAGAAUUGCAGUCGAACCAAUAUCCAGUGAGAACUUCCUGUGGAAUGGCUAUGUUCCAGAAAGCGCAAAGAUUAGAGUAAAGGAUCUACCAACUGCCUACUGCUACUCAUUUACUGACCCUCAUAUAAUUACGUUUGAUGGAAGACUCUAUGACAAUUUUAAAACAGGAACAUUUGUUCUCUAUAAGAGUACAGCUCGAGAUUUUGAAGUUCAUGUUCGCCAGUGGGAUUGUGGAAGUCUUCAAUAUCCAGCAUCCUGUAACUGUGGUUUUGUUGCCAAAGAAGGAAGUGAUAUAAUUGCAUAUGACAUGUGCAGUGGUCAGCUACAUGAGUCACAGCCACACUUAUCCAUAAUAAGUAGAGACACAACAGGAAGCAAUGUCAGAAUCACUGAAUCCUACCUAGGAAGAAAAGUAACAGUUUUGUUUUCUUCUGGAGCUUUCAUUCGUGCUGAUGUGAGUGAAUGGGGAAUGAGCAUAACACUUAGGGCACCCAGUUCAGAUUACAGAAAUACAAUGGGGCUCUGUGGCACCUUUGAUGGAAGUGCAGAGAAUGACUAUCAUACUGCCAAUGGGGUGGAAAUUCCAAACAAUUCUGAUGCUCUUUUUUCUUUUAUAAAGGAAUGGAGAAUUCCACCAGGAGGUAGCUUGUUUGACAAGACACCUUCUUCAUUACCAUCUUCUAGGAAAACAGACUUCUGUGACUGCACAUUUGAAGAUGUUGGGUUAGAUCCAUCAGUACAUAAAUUAAAGGCAGCUUCUAAAUUGGAACUUCCCCUGUCUUGUAAAGACAGUGAAAAUGGUAGAUUUCUUUCUUUGAUACCAGGACUGGAUGUCACUGCUGAGUAUCUUGGCCCUAUUGAUCUUGUCAAAGGCUUAAAGAAACAUUCAUCUGUACAUGAAAUGGAUUCCUCUACACUUCUGCAAAAGGAGAAUAAUCAAAACAAACUUCACAGAUUAUCAUUAGUAAAACCACACAUCUCUGCAGCCUCAAAAAUAAGUAUAGCAAAAGAAGGAACUUCAAGCUCAGACAUUAAAAGAAUUUCUGAUAGUUACAGUAAUCACAAGAGUCAAUCUGUUACAAGUAGAAGGAAGCGCCAAAGUUAUUACGAAUAUCAUCCAGUAUUUCUAUUCCAAAAUCUAAGCCAAACAGAUUUAGAGGCAUAUAGGUACUUUUUUCCGGAGGACCACACCACUGACAAAGACAAGAAAUUUCUUCCUUCGUGGCCCACACCUUCUGGCCUCACGGAGUCUAGUGCUCUGAGACUGUGCCAGCAGGCAAUAGCCAAUUCCAGUAUAGGACGAGCUUGCGGUGGCCUUCUUGGUAGGAGAAUGGAAGAUGCAAUCAGUAUCUGUGUUAAAGACUUGCUGUUGAAAGAUGACCUCAGAUGGGCAGAAGCUUCAUUAGCUCUUUUAGAGAAUGAAUGUGAGAAGAGAGUUUUAGAAGAAAGAAACUACAGCCAACAAGAACUUCAAGGGUUUGUUGAGAACCUGCUUAUUGCACUGAAGUGUCCCAGUCUGUGCAGUGGUAAUGGAGAAUGUACAGAAUGGGGUUGUGCAUGCUUUCAAGGCUAUGGUUCAUAUGACUGCAGUAUACUGUCUGACCAAGCUCCAGAAAUUACAGAGCUGGAAAAUGCUGGGCUAUGUGAUAUUCGUCAGUAUGACUGCACAUCAGUGAGGGUUUUUGGACAUGGCUUCAGAGAGUCGUCGAAUCUGAAGUGUGAAAUUAUCAGAUUGCAAUAUACUGAUAGCCAGUGGAUUCCUGGAGAACCUCUAAUUAUGUCAGCUGCCUUCCAAAAUGUCGGGACUGUUGACUGUGAGUUACCGAAUAAUGGCCCACAAUCUGAUGUCGUGGAUCUGGUUGAUGAUAAACCCAUUGCCUGGUGGAAAAUAAAGAUUUCUAAUGAUGGAUUAACUUACAGCAAUUCUAAAACAAUGAUAAUAUAUGAUGGAGCCUGUCAGAUAUGUGAACUACAGGAAUCUGGAUUAUGCGCACUAAAGGAGAAAACAUGCAACAUAGAUGGACUCUGUUAUGGUGAGGGUGACACGAAUCCAACCAGCCCUUGCUUACUCUGCAGACCUGACACAUCAAGGUUAACUUGGUCAGUUGUUGAAAACAACCAGCCUCCUGUGCUUGAAACUUUUCAGAGUAUGCUACAGACUUUUUAUGGAGAAGAUUUUGUGUAUCAGUUUUUGGCUUCAGAUCCAGAGGGCUCUGCUAUUCUUUUCACAUUGGAGUCUGGUCCUGAAGGUGCCAGUCUUUCCCCAUCAGGUCUCCUUUUGUGGAAAGCUUUGUCAAAGAAUCCCCAUAAAUUAACAUUUUCUUUGACAGAUGACUGCAAUGCGGAGACUAAGGUAGAAAUAGAGAUCAGGGUAAAUUCAUGUGAUUGCCUGAAUAAUGGUUCGUGUGUGACAAACAUUAAUUUCCCACCUGGAAGUGGGAGAUACCUUUGUGUGUGUGUGGCUGGAUUUGAAGGUGAUCUCUGUCAAGUGAAUACUGAUGACUGCAAACUUAACCAGUGUGGUACUGGCAAAUGUGUAGAUGGAAUAAACAGCUAUUACUGCGAAUGCCCACCUGAACUUCAAGGUAAACUACUACAUUAUAUAUUCACAGCUAGAUUUUUGUUUUCCUCUGGUGAAUAUGGUAAAACAAGAAUGAUAAGUUUGGUCACAGCAUGGCUCCUCCUAUGCUGGCAGAUAAAUGUAGUCCACAGAGCCCAUUCUCUUUUAGGACAUAUUAGGCUGAAAUGCCACUGUUUGUUUCUUUAUUCCUUUCACAGUUUUCUUAAUUGCCUUUCAGCAAUAUGUAGACAAACAUGUGGCAAAAAUAUGGAGUGUGUGGAACCCAAUAUUUGCAAAUGCAAGCCUGGUUAUGCUGGUUAUAACUGUCAGACAGCUCUAUGCAGACCUGAUUGUAAAAACCAUGGAAAAUGCAUUAAGCCUAAUGUCUGUGAAUGUCUACCAGGUUACAGCGGCUCCACUUGUGAAGAAGCACACUGUAAACCACCCUGUAAAAAUGGAGGCACAUGCUUGGCCAGAAAUCUCUGUACCUGCCCCUAUGGUUUUGUAGGACCAAGAUGUGAUACAAUGAUUUGCAACAGGCACUGUGAAAAUGGUGGUGAAUGUCUCACACCAGACAUCUGCCAGUGUAGAUCUGGAUGGUAUGGACCAACAUGCAGUACAGCGAUUUGUGACCCUGUAUGUCUCAAUGGUGGCUCCUGUACUAAGCCAGGUGUAUGCCUCUGUCCACAUGGAUUUUAUGGAACCCAGUGUCAGAAUGCCGUCUGCAGGCCGCCUUGCAAGAAUGGUGGCCACUGUAUGAGAAACAACAUUUGUACUUGUCCUGAUGGUUACACAGGCAGAAGAUGUGAAAAAAGUGUCUGUGAGCCAAGGUGCAUGAAUGGAGGAAGGUGUGUAGGGCCCAAUGUUUGCUCUUGUCCUUCAGGGUGGAGUGGAAAAAAAUGUAACACACCAGUCUGUCUUCAGGAAUGUAAGAAUGGUGGAGAGUGCAUUGGACCGAGUACGUGUCAUUGUCCUCCUCAGUGGGAAGGAGUCCAGUGCCAAACACCUGUGUGCAAUCAGAAGUGCUUGUUUGGAGGCAAGUGUGUGUCACCUAAUGUGUGCUCCUGCCGUCCUGGUUAUACUGGAGUCCUAUGUGGGAAGAAAGUUCAGGUAACUGCAGUGUCAAGAUACCAUUACAGAUGUGGCAAUUUGGAAGCCAUUAUUUAGUCCACCUGUCCAGAAAAGCAGCACCAAAUACACCAGGAGUGUUUUGUCUUAUUUCUUCAUUUCAGUCUCCAGUGACAGAAAGGUCCUAAAAGUCCUGACUUAUUCUAUUAUUUUAGUCAUUCCAGUACUU
This is a messenger RNA of Meleagris gallopavo (turkey), 4990 nucleotides long. Lineage: Eukaryota; Metazoa; Chordata; Aves; Galliformes; Phasianidae. The record is from RefSeq and is a predicted model, not a curated record.